Trichomycterus rosablanca is the source of this 3497-nucleotide messenger RNA. It is a transcript of the gene capn2a, whose product is annotated as calpain 2, (m/II) large subunit a. Gene Ontology annotation, biological process: proteolysis. NCBI's taxonomy places the organism in Eukaryota, Metazoa, Chordata, Actinopteri, Siluriformes, Trichomycteridae. The record is from RefSeq and is a predicted model, not a curated record. Gene Ontology annotation, molecular function: calcium ion binding; calcium-dependent cysteine-type endopeptidase activity. Gene Ontology annotation, cellular component: cytoplasm. The transcript is spliced from 21 exons. The coding region runs from base 20 to 2116 and encodes 698 amino acids.
AGUGAAAUAAACUCCCAGAAUGGCCGGAGUAGCGUCCACGUUGGCUAAAAAGAGGGCACUGGCUGCGGGUUUCGGGACUAACGCUAACGCUGUAAAAUAUCUCAAUCAGAACUUUCACUCUUUGAGAACUGAGUGUCUGAACCGCAGAGAGCUUUUCUGCGACCCCACGUUCCCCGCAGGUCCUGAGUGUCUGGGAUUUAACGAGCUCGGUCCACGCUCAUAUAAAACAAGAGGCGUUCAGUGGAAAAGACCUGGGGAGUUUACUUCCAGGCCAGAAUUCAUUAUUGGAGGAGCAAGAAGAACUGAUAUUUGUCAAGGAAGCUUAGGUGAUUGCUGGCUCCUAGCAGCUAUUGCAUCCCUCACUCUCAAUGAAGAUGUAUUGUCUCGAGUGGUACCAUCAGAUCAAGGCUUUGGGGAUAACUAUGCUGGUAUUUUUCACUUUCAGUUUUGGCAGUUUGGAGAGUGGGUAGAUGUAGUCAUUGAUGACCGACUGCCCACCAAAGAUGGAGAGCUGCUAUUUGUUCAUUCAGCCACAGGUUCUGAGUUCUGGAGCGCCCUGCUGGAGAAAGCCUAUGCUAAAAUAAAUGGAUGUUAUGAGGCUCUCUCUGGAGGCUCUACCACUGAAGGGUUUGAGGACUUCACAGGAGGCAUAGCGGAGAUGUAUGAGCUGAAAUCUGCUCCAGCCACUAUGUUUCACAUCAUCAAGAAGGCUCUGGAGUCUGGAGCUCUGUUGGGGUGUUCUAUAGACAUCACAAGUGCAGCAGACUCCGAAGCCGUCACUCACCAAAAGCUUGUGAAGGGGCAUGCUUAUUCCGUGACUGGGGCCUCUGAGGUGAACUACCGUGGUCGUAAGGAGAAGCUAAUCAGAGUGCGGAACCCCUGGGGUCAGGUGGAGUGGACUGGAGCCUGGAGUGACAACUCCUCUGAGUGGAACAAUGUGAAUGCUUCUGAACGUGAAAAUGUAAAAGCUGAGGAUGGAGAAUUCUGGAUGUCAUUCCCAGACUUUAAGAGACAUUAUUCCUGCCUGGAAAUUUGCACUUUGACUCCAGACACUAUUACGUCUGACCAGGUAAAACACUGGAGUGUGUGCAAAUUUGAUGGCAGCUGGAGAAGGGGCUCGACAGCUGGUGGUUGCAGAAAUAAUCCAUAUACAUUCUGGAUGAAUCCACAGUUUAAGAUCAGGUUAGAGGAAGAGGACGAUGAUCCUGAUGAUAAUGAUGUUGGCUGUAGUGUAGUAAUUGGCCUCAUCCAGAAGAACCGGCGCAAGCUGAGGAAAGCUGGAGAGGACAUGCACACCAUUGGUUACGCCAUCUAUGAAGUCCCAUCUCAGUUUCAUGGGCAAAAGGAAGUGCACCUUAGUAAGGAGUAUUUUCUGACACAUGCUCAGAAAGCUCGCUCUGAGACCUUUAUCAAUCUGCGAGAGGUCAGCACUCGCUUUAAAUUGCCUCCUGGAGAGUACCUCAUUGUUCCUUCUACCUUUGAACCACACAAGAAUGGGGACUUCUGUGUUCGGGUGUUCUCAGAGAAACAGUCUGAAAUGCAAAUUUGUGACGACCCUGUUGAGGCUGACAUAGAGGAUGACACUGUGUCAGAGGAUGAAGUUGAUGCCGGAUUUAGGGGGCUGUUUACCAAACUGGCAGGAGAGGACAUGGAGAUUUCAGCAUGUGAACUCAAAACCAUUCUCAACAAAAUAGUUGCAAAAAGGACAGAUAUUAAAACAGAUGGCUUCAGUUUGGAAACGUGCAAAACCAUGGUGAACCUAAUGGAUGACAGUGGUAAUGGCAAGCUUGGGUUGAGUGAAUUUGCCACCUUGUGGAAGAAGAUUCAAAAAUACUUGGCAAUCUACAAGAAAAAUGAUAUGGAUGAAUCUGGCUGUAUGAGUACACCAGAGAUGCGAAUGGCUUUAAAAGAAGCAGGCUUUAGUCUGGACAACAGUCUCCAUCAACUUCUGGCUGCUCGAUACGGAGACAUGGACAUGGUGAUCGACUUUGACAGCUUUGUAGCUUGCUUGAUGCGCUUGGAGAUGAUGUUCAAAAUAUUCAAGAGAAUUGAUGCUCAUAAAAGUGGAUUCAUUGAGUUGGACCUUCUACGGUGGCUGUCAUUUGCUAUGAUCUAGGAGGAACACAAGGAAAGGGAGAAAAACAUGGAUUGUAUUGUUAUAUAUAAUUGUAUAUUGACCUUUUAACAUAAUGUACAAUGGUCAACAUGUCUUUUACUACACUCAGUAUAUAUUGGUAAAUACACCAACGUUGUAUUUGUAUGCCGUCUGUCUGUCAUUUUAUCCAAUUCACCUACCAAUCUAAACAAACCAAAUGUUAGUUAGUGACUGCAGCCCAGUAGCUGCUAUGCCAACUUUAUCCUGUCCAUAAGUAGAGAAUGAAGGUGGCGAUUACGUAUUGGAUGCAGUUAAUGGGCUAAUUCAACAGGGAUUUUAAAUAUAUUUAUGUCACUGGUUGGUUUAAAAUAAUCCAGCAACUAAAAAUAUCCACCCAGCAGCCGUCCUUUGCCCUGAAAUGUAUUAAGUGGUUGAGAAUGAAAAAACAUUCUCUUUUUUAAACAAAACUGAUUUUGUCACAAUUAUUGGAAUUUCCUGCAUUCAAUACUCCAGAUCCUUUAAGGACUCUCUUAUGCUUACAGCUUUUCAGUUGAGUUCAGGUCUGGGGAUUAGGAUGGCCAAAGUUUAAUUCUUUGGGUUUGAACCAUUGUUGUGUGAAUUUAAUUUAAUGUUUUAGAUAAUUGUCCUGAUGGUACAUCCAACCCCAACUCAAUUUUAGCUUCUUGAUGGAGGCAGCCAGAUCUUACUAAUCUUAAAAAUUUUCUGGUAUACCUUCAUGUCAUGUACUUAAGGUUCCCAAGGCCUUCUAAAAACAACACAGCUCCACCACUAUAUGUUACUGUGGAAGUUUUUUUUUACUGUAAAACGAUUUCCCUUUGUAAUGAAUGUAUGUACCAGAUUGUUAUAUGUAAAAAGUGCUCAGUGAGUGUAUGUAUGGCAGUUUUUUCUGUGAAGGACUAAAACAUACAGUUAUCCUGUUGUCACACUAAGCGAUUUACGAUUCUUAUUCAAAAUGUAAUAUAAAACAUGGAAAAAUCAUUGUUUUAAAUGAUGAAUUUAUUUUAUUGGAAAAAAUUUAUUUCCCCAGAUCAUAGUGGAGAAAUUUUGACCCACUUGAAUUAUGAAUGCUCUUUAUCUGAGCUGCGUGAGUUAUUUGUUAUUUGUUUCUUUUGUAAGUUUAUGGUUGUUGAUGUACUCCUAAAAGAAGAAAAACUAUAAUAAGAACUAUGAGAGAAUUGUAAAAGAGCUUGUGAAAGUUUUUGGACAAAAAGGGUGUGUUAAUAAUAAUAAUAAUAAUAAAGUCACAAAAAUCAGUGCCAUCAGAAUCUCAAGCCCCCCAAGACUGGCAGUACAUCAGAGGAAUGGUAAAAUGUUAUCAAUUGUGUUGAUUGUAUUAUUAUAUGCUGGUUUGGACAGUAAAUAAAAUCUUUUUCUUUCCUAA